Molecule: messenger RNA, 999 nt
Organism: Leptosia nina
Lineage: Eukaryota; Metazoa; Arthropoda; Insecta; Lepidoptera; Pieridae
Source: the annotation of a GenBank genome assembly
AUGGCUUUCAACGUGCAUUAUGGCGGGAAAAAAUAUGACAUAAAUAAGUUUUUACGCGACCAUCCGGGCGGCGUUAACAGUUUGGAGGAAUAUAGGGGCAAGUCCAUAACACAUGUUAUGAAAGCCUACGGCCAUAGCGACAGUGCCUAUCACAUGUUAAGUGACUUUCAAGUGGAUAUAUCGAAUGGCAUCAGUGAAAAUGGAAGGAUUAAAACCAAGGAAGAGAGUUUCAGAAGUUCGAAGGAGAUUGAGUUUUUGGAGGAACUAGAGAGCAGACUCGAUUGGUCGAAGCCACUCCUCUGCCAACUGGACAAGAUAUCACCACACUAUGACAAAUGGGUGAACAGCGCAGUAUACAGGAAGUGCAGACUAUUUUCCAGUCCUAUCCUAGAAAGCCUAACGUACACACCGUGGUAUUUGGUGCCUGUAUUUUGGGUGCCCAUUAUUUUAUAUCUUGUUUAUACUCAGUGGGUCGAGCAUGUGAUGUGUACAGAUAACUGUCAAGAUAGGAUAACGAUAGGCCAAUACGCUUAUCACGUGGUGUUCGGUGUCGUUGUGUGGAGCCUUUUGGAGUAUUCUUUGCAUCGAUGGGUGUUUCAUUACGACCCCGGUUCGUCUGUCACGUUGAUACAGAUACAUUUCCUUAUACAUGGGAUGCAUCAUAAGGUGCCGUUUGAUGGAUUAAGACAAGUAUUCCCGCCAAUUCCAGCUCUAGUCAUCACAAGUGUUAUAUCCAUUCCAGUGUGGCUGCUUUUAUCUUAUCCAGUAAUUAAAGUCACCGGUGGUCUUAUUGGAUAUCUGACGUACGACAUGAUUCAUUACUACGUGCACCACGGCUCGCCUCGCGACGGGUCAUAUCUUUACGCGAUGAAGAGAUAUCACUCCAAUCAUCAUUUCGUCAACCACGAUAAAGCAUUCGGCAUAAGCAGCAAAUUUUGGGAUUUGGUGUUCGACACGUAUGUGCAAGUGAAGAAAUUAAGAUUUAGUUUGAGAUGGUAG